AUGUCAGCUGUGUUGUGUCUGCUGCAGCUGCAUGUCAAACUUUGUAACAACACAGAGCUCGAAUUCUCACAGUUUCUCGCUCCUAACACCCAACUCCAACUGGCCUUUAUGAGGAACAAAUGUUCCUGUAUUUACAGCGAGGAAUUAAUCAUUUUGAGUUUGAAAAGGCGCCCCUGGCCUUCGCUCGCUCCAGCUUAUGUAAAACUCGCUGAGACAUUCAGGAGAGCACAAGGUCCAAGCUGGGGUUUGGGUAACUUUAGAACAAUGAAUAGAGAGAAAUUAGCAAACACCCACACCCAUUCGUUUACAGCUAAGCCGCAAUGUGAAAAACUGACUCAUAGGUACAUGCUUAUGGCCGACAAUAAUAAACUCUACAUAGUUUCUCCUGUACCAUUCUGA
Molecule: messenger RNA, 399 nt
Organism: Xyrichtys novacula (pearly razorfish)
Lineage: Eukaryota; Metazoa; Chordata; Actinopteri; Labriformes; Labridae
Source: the annotation of a GenBank genome assembly